AUGAAGCGUGAGGUCUCUCGGACGGAAAAAAGGUUCAAGAUUGCGAUUAUAUGUUUUUGGGUCGUCGACAUCGUUCUAGAGAAGAAAGUCCUGAAUGGAUUUGUGAAAGCAGAUGUCGUCAAGUAAGUGUUUGUAUACAUGUAUUUGUGGCGGGAUUUUUUGACCCUUAAGGCUUAAACCUUUCCACAACUACAGUUUACGCUCGGUCUGCAUUUUACCCCAGCCUGCAUUUUACUCUUAGUCUGCAGUCUGCAUUUUGCACACAGUCUGCAUUUUACCCCUGGUCCGCAGUCUGCAGUCUGCAGUCUGCAGUCUGCGUUUUACACUGACCGGUUUAUAAUACUUGACCUUAUCAUGGAGCUGAUCUAAACCAUUCAAUUAAAGUCAACAUUCCAGCUAGCAGGACAAAGAUUCUAUUGUUAAACAGUCUCCCUUAACUUCCAACAGCCUUAAUCUGACUUAUUCAUUUUGCAAUAUUUUUACAUCACUUACCAUUAAUUCUCGUUUGUAACAACCAAAACCAAGUAAAGACCAGCAGAAAAUUGGAGAGCCGCAGUUCUUUCUUGAUCAUACUUAACCGACUAAAAAUAACACUCGAAGCUGCAUUUUUUUAAACUUAUUUCGCGAUGCUACUAGAACACAAGUCGAAUAUGGCUUCUUGUAACUUUUUCACCGACCACUAUGUUAUUUCUGUGUAAAUUUCACGCUAAAAUUUUAAAACUCCAACGCACUCGAGUUCAAAAGGGUAAUAACUUGCUACAGUUCGCCAUUUUGUUUAGCUUGGUAGCCGUGCCUUUUCUCGUGAAAAUGCGCACGCACUAACUGAAAAGGGGAGGUGGACAGACUGCAAAUAAAUAUCCCAGAGCCAGAUCGUGAUAAUAAUAAUAAUAAUAAUAAUAAUAAUAAUAAUAAUAAUAAUAAUGGGUGCAUUGGGUUCAGCGUCAAAGAAGCUGGCAGGCCACUUGGAGCAACUAGGAAUUGACCGAACAAGAACGAUGCAAACUGUCGGCACUCCUCGGAUAGGCACAUAUCCUCAGAAAGGUGCUGGAAGUCUGAGGUCUGGGGAUGAGACUUGACUGGAUAUUUCUCCCCAGGGAAAAUCCCUGUGCUAAAUUUUACAUAAUAAUAAUAAUAAUAAUAAUAAUAAUAAUAAUAAUAAUAAUAAUAAUAAUAAUAAUAAUAAUAAUGUUUAUCAGUAGGAUACCUAUAAUGCAAUGUUUCAAUUGGUUACGGUUCAAUAUUAAAUCGUAUAUCAAAGUAGAGAUAAAACACGCUAAAUAACCAACUAAAGCUACGUGCAAACGGAUGUUACAGCUCCCAACAAUGUUGAUCAUUGUUAGCCCAACAAUGUCGGAAAUUCUUGCAUCCAUUUGCACGCAUAGCUAAACGUUUAACCUGUUUUAAACUGUGCACAAUAACAUGCAAUGACAUGCAACAAAGUGUGCAAACGGACGCAACAUGUAACAUCCAACAAUGUUGGGAGUUGUUGGCCAACAAUUUUGCGUCCGUUUGCACCGGGCUUUAAACACAGGUACGUUCAGUUACAAAUUAAAUAAAUAAAUAAAUAAAUAAAUAAAUAAAUAAGGCACGCACACUAUUAAAUUGCGCCCGAACGUUUUUAUUACAUCAGUUGGUCCUAUUUUUCAUCGUCUGGCCGUAAGGAUCUGUUUACUUUUUUUUUUUCCUCUUUUUAAUGUAAUUCCCUUUCAGUCCGCUAUCCGCCCGGCCGAGCCGGCGACGUUUUAGCAAGAUUUCAUUAACAAUUUUUCCUUGAACAGAUCAGAAAACUUACUGGAUUUUCCUCAUGUGAGUGCCGUUAGUCAAAAACUGACGUGCUUGAGGGCGAUACGUGCCAGUAUUAAUAUAUUGCUCUCAAAGGUCAGUAGUUUUUCAGCGAAAAGCCAAAGGCUAAUUGAUCGGAUUUAUGGCUGACUUUUGAGGAAUUUAGUUUCAUUCCCCCCUGUAAAAUAGCCAAAAUUUAAUCAAGACUGGAAAAAAAAAAUACGACGGUGAAGAUAUUUAUUCUUGAAUGCCAAGCUCAAAAACGGAAAAUAAAAUUUAGGACACUUUUUGCAAUAUCGAUCGUUCAGACAAUGGAAGCAUCAUUCUAACUUCACGAACAAGUUUCUUUAUAUUUCAAAAAAGCGCCUCUUGCAAGGCCCAUGACUUUGAUUAUGACGCCCUAGCUUUUACUUUGUUACAGUCUAAUUCGUGUUUAAAUUUGAUUGCUUUUUGUCUCGUGUUUCUGUGUCAUGUUUGAAUAUUAUUCGCUGGUUGUUGUUUGUCCCGUGCGUAUUUCCCUGCGGUUUCUCUUCCGCUUCUGUAAAGGUCAAGCGGUGUAGGCCUCUUAUAAUACUGAUCCCAUGUCGUUAUCAUUCCUGAGGUUAACAGGUCUCAACAGAAAUCUUGCGAUAUUUUGAAAGAAAAAGUGAGUUAUCAAUCCCGGGGGAAUUCCCUUGGAAUUGUCAAGAGUGUUCGCCGAACCUUUUACGGGAAAAAAAUUAGCCUGUGCACAGCCGUCCUCCCCCUCCGAAGAGAGGCCCGAUUUUGUUUGAGGGGAGGGGUGGAAGUACACAUGCUAGAUAUGGUAGCUAAAAUUUGUGGACAGUGGUCGCCUGGGUUGAUAAAUGUGGGUUCUUUUCAGGAGCUAGCCUUUUACUGUUCUUAUUGAGCCACAAAACAGAAUGCACUUUAUGUUCGUUAAAUUGAUUUUUAACCUAUUUCGGGGGUGAAAAAUAAAUGGCUAUCGGGCUCUGUAAAAAGGCUGAACAGAGCAUGCUGGAUCAGCUUAGGCAGCUGGUUAUGGGGUUAUGGGUUCCUGGCUUAGGUUAAGAAACAAUGGAACUUUUCACCAGUGAUCCAAGGAGAACAAAAAAUACUACUCACAAAUGUGUGGAUCUUGAAAUAGGUAAUGAGUCAGAGUUUUGCGAUCCCGGCCCUCAUGAAGAGUAAAAAUCCCCGGCGUCGACGGAACCUAGAAUGCGUGACGACGCUAUGGCAGUAGUAACCGGAACCUGGACAGGGACGGAAUGGCCUUGCGCACGCAGGCACUUUUUCCGCUUCUGUUGGUAUAAAAUCAAGUGAGCGUAGAAUUUCUUAUCAUUCUCUCUCUGACCUCAGAAGGUUGAGCGAGUGUUACAAGGAUCUUCAAGAUCGCAUUACAAAAGUUCACCCCCAUCAUCCGAAUUUCUAAAUCAGCAGCCUUCAAGCACAAAAUUUCCAAACAGGAUAAAGGUACAGUAUAUUUCAUCCUACUUACUUUUUAUCAGGUGUUUUAUUUUUACAAAUUCUAGUUUCACUUCGCAUGGCAAAAGCGUUUAUUCAAGGAAAAUGUUGUUUAUAAAGGACUGAUGUUUACUUAAUAACCCUAGAAAAUUGAUAUCAGGGUAGCUUCGAUCGUGUAAAUCAAAUUCGAGAAUGACGUUGUGUUUGUACCUCUGGAUCGAUCAUUCAAAGGUUUGUUUUUAUGUCGUUUUAAAAUUAUCGUCAAUUAAAAAAAAACAGACCGAAGAGCACUUAAAAUUGAGUUUUAACAUAUGUAUCGAUGUAUGUUGCUGCAACGAACUCGUUCGCCGCAAAUAUUUCCUGCGCGACCUCUUUAUUUCUUCCCACUAAUUCCCCGUUUGUUUAAAAAGUUAUGAUCUCUCGUCGGCUGUUGUGGAAUUGUCGCAAAAAUGGAACGAUAAAAGACAGAGUAACUACUUCUUUAUAAUAUGGGCACGCAAUCCUAAUAACCUGCAAACGAUUUGUUAGUUGUAAUUUAAGACCAUUAAUAUCCUGACCGCUGCAAAUUGACGUUUAAACCUUUAAACCACAAGUACUCAAGUCGCUCUAUUAGUUGAAGUUUGAUUAAAACUUCUGGUAUGCUUUGGUUGCUUUCUCUGUGUAUGACCGGAAGCGGAAGUUCGUAAGAAUUGUCUCGCGUUUUCACUUUUUUUUUUUUUACAGUAUAAAAAGCCCUUUUAUUAAGACCACCCAGUGAUGUUGGUGGUAUUAUUAAACGAGGUUUUCAGAUAAGGUAAUAACUGAGGGUGACUUUUAACAAAUGCGCCCGGGCAGGAAUUCACGGCACUGUCUUUGUCCUUUUAACCUUGGGCGGGGUGAAUGACGACUUCCGUGUCGAGUUUCCCUGUUGUUUCUAACAAGGGAAGUUCAAGGAGUAUAAAACGGGAAGGGAAAAUUCCCGGGGAAAAGAAAACAAGAGGCGACCACGCCUCGCCUCUCUUCUCCUUUCUCGUUUAUGCCGGUACAUAAAGGCUUCAAUAACGAACCAUCAUGAGUGAAAAGCCUUUUUUUUUUUUUACUUUAAAUAUGAGGUGCUGGGUGGAUGUAGAGACAGUAGUUGUAGCUGAAGACGUCUCCUAUUGCCGGAAAACGAAUAAUAGCCAAAGCCCUCUGCCUAAUUCGGUCCUGUUACCUUUUCUGUGACCAUACGAGAUUGUCUGCACGUAAGUUAGUAUGUCACGCAAUUUAGGCUAUGUCACGCAAUUUCAGGUAAUUAGGCUUCCGGUGGGCAGAUGUCGACCUCGUCCCCAGGGCGCUUUUCCCUGGCUUUGGAGGGCGAGGAUGCGAGAACGUGUGUAGAACUGAGAUCAUAAACUAGAGAAAUUCAGGGAAAGUCAAAAAAGGGCAUAGAUGGAGACAACUGCACAUAAUUAAAACACUUUACUCUCGAGAAAUCAGACACAACGUCUCCCAGACAUUUUCUCAAUGAUUGGUGAUUACCGAAAUCGUCGUUAACGUCAACUGUCUCUAAAACGGAGACCUUUGGGACAGGCAGUAAGUGUCCGUCUUACAGAGAUGUCCUUCUUAUAGAGGGUCAAAUAUAGGGAGUAAGAAAGGCAGGCACCAAUUCUGGGUGUCCGUUUUACACUCGGAUGGGGAGGGGGGUACUCAACAAAUUUUUAUACGGGGAGGCUCCACCUCGAGGUCCGAUCCCUUACCCUUUUAUAUACUAUCUUUCACGAAAAAGGUACCCCUUUCGUAUACCUUCUAUUGACAAAUGGCACCCCUUUCACAUACCUUGUUUAGAACUUUGCAUCCCUCUUAACUGCUGUAAAUGCACUGUCAUUUAAAUAAGAAUCAAUCACAAGAAUAUAACGUUUUCUCGGCUUUAUAAAGCCAUAAAAUUCAUCUGUUCGGCCCUUUGGGCCCUUUCACAGACCCAAAUGACAGAUUUCCCCACCUUUUCAUAUACUUCCUACCCUGUCAUAAACCUGAAGCCUGAAAAAGGUACCCCUUUCGGGUGGAGCCUCCCCGUAAAGGCCAUCAUAGGAAGUACCGCCCUGGGGAGUUUUACAGAGGUCUCCGUCUUAUAGAGGUGAGAUUCGACGGUAUUCCUUAUUUUGAAUUGACUCGCUGGGGCUUUGUGCGAGAUGUAGUCUGUUCACUUCUGUAUUUCAUCUUAUGAUCUUUGAUGUGCUUUAUUCCCAACUAAGAUCCAAGAGGGCCGUAUAAACAUGACGGAAGAAAACCGCAACAUUGGUCUGGGCUUCUCUGGCGGAGGGAUUCGCUCGGCCGCAUUAAGUUCUGGGGUCUUGCGACGGCUACUUCAUCGCGGUGUGAAGGUGGAUUGCAUCAGCUGUGUCUCUGGCGGGAAUUAUACCGCGGCUGCCUAUUUGGACUGGAAAUACCGGCAUGGCAAGCGAGAUGACCAUAAAUGGCAUAAAGAGUUUUUUGAGCACUUGCGCAGUAGGGUCGGGUACUUCUGCAACUGGGAAAGACCACUACAAGGCAUUCUGGACACUGUGCUACUCGUCUUGCUGCUCAUCACAGUAAAUCUUAUCAUCCCUUGCGUGUCGUACAGCUCCGGAGCUUUCACUGCCGCGUUCGUCAUCGAUUACGUUUUUGGUUCGAUCAUGCGCAAAGGGUUUGUAUGUGUAGACUUAUACAGAGAUGCUGCUAACGCGACAGAAAGACACUGCACUCUGGAAAUCUCCAUAAGUGACCCGAGAUUGAGACAACCAAGCUUGCUAUUCAUUUUAUUGCCCGUAACUUUCUUCGUCUGUCUCGCAAUCAAGCUGAGCGCUCCGUUGAGAUUACGCUCAAUCGCUCGUUUCCUCCAGAUCGUAACCGGUGUGACGUAUGCUUUCACGUUUGUACCAUGGUUGAUACAACAGUUUACUGAUGUUCUCCCGUCCUGGCUCAAAGCCUCGGUCGUUGUUCUUAGCAUCUUCUUCUGGCUGGGUUUUCCGCCAUUACGGAAGAAAGCAUCGCUGGCUCUCGUGUUUUACUUUUACGCGUUUGUUAUCAAGUGGAGAGUCUACCAGACAAGCACCAGUGGUAUCCAAUAUAAUCCACAUCUUUUUUACACUUUGCUUUUGGUUUCAAGUUUUUUCAUCUGGAUGGGUCCUUAUCUUGGAAUGUUCAGCGUUACAUCCAUUUAUACCUACUACAAGUAAGUUGGAUCACAGAACUCCUUCUUAUGGCCUUUCCCUUCAGAACGGACUGAUUCCCUGCUCGUGUUGCCAGGUAGUUAAUCGCUCUACAAGUUUAAGAUUUCAAAGCUCAGACCUCAAUCCGCAGAAAACAAAGGAAAAGAGACAGAGUAAUCGUGUCCUGAAAGAGAGAAGUUAGUAUCUUUUUUUCUGUGAAAAUCGAGGAGUAAAAGGGUGAACCAUAAGCCAUGAGUUUGAAGCGAGAAUCUCCCAUCUGUCACACUCCGAGUAUUGAGACUCGAAGCAGAUCUUUCGGUCAUCUCAUUUUUCCACUCCUCUUUGUGUCAUAGGGAGGCUGGGGAGAGGGAAAAAAGAGAGCACGGAAGAGACGAUGGGAAGGGGAUCGGAAAGAGAGAAAAAGCAAGGCCGAAGAAUAUCCCCUUUAGCAUUAAACAGCAAAUAACAGGUUUGUCUUCUUUUCAGAUGGAGACUUCAGAAAGCGUUCUUUACCCAGCACAGUGUUGGAUCGAUGGGUUGCGGGGGAAUAAGUAUCCGCGACUUCUUUCCAGUUCUAUCUUGCUGUACUCAUCACCAUGAUGCAUCCAAGGACCCCUUGCUGAUGGCCGACCUUGAGCCGCUCACCCCAGAGUACAUCAGCAACGUAGCAGUCGAUUACUGGCGCAAAGAAUCGUCUUUGAAAGCACCCUCGUACGCCGUGAUGUCUCUAUCGCCAGAAGGAAACGAACGUAUCGACCAUCAGCCUGGAGAAGUUUGCGACGAGAUAAAGCUGUCGCCUGGCUGCGUGCAUCAAACUGAUGCCAUGGUAACGUCAGCUGCUGUGAUGGCCCUCAGUCCGGAACAGACGGAGCCGUUCAGAGAUUUGCAGAUCAUGCUGGGGCUUACUAUCAGGAAAGGAUUCAGAAGCAAUCCUAACGAAACAAUGGGCUGUUCCCCGUGGCUAGCUAAGGUAUGACGAACUCUACAGAACAAAAUAUUUAGCCUUAUCAGUAGGCUCGAUUUCCGCUGCUCUCUUACUCCUCCUCGAGAAGAUACGGCUGUUCUGGGGCGUAGCGCGAACUCACUUCCCGAACAGCGGCUGGUAAUCGAGCACCCAGUUUCUUUCUUUUCUUCCCUUUGUUUAUUUCGACUUAGACUGUUCACAGUCCUCUAUUUUUCCGUAAGAUCGUCGAGAUCGAGCGCUUUGCGUUACGGGCUGCCAUCUUAGAUGAGUGUCAAAACUACUUAGGGGGCGGGGGCGGUUUGGGAGGAAGCGAGAAAAAUAGAGGGACUGUAAUAACAUCACUGCAGCUCGCGUUCAGGAGGCGUGACAGGAAUUUCACGCCUUUUACCAUUCAUUAAUUAAGAAACUCCGCCGGUGAUGAAAAACAUGCCAGACACAUUUAGCAUCGAUUACGCGUGUCUACAAAUAUCUCCUAGGGAAACGGUGAUUUUAUAAUGUUUUUUAGGCCCAUUCCUCGAAAUAAAAUCGGGCCUUCGUCUUUUGCGCAAGAUGUGCCUUGUGGUAUGAAAGCGUACGUUUUAUGGAAAUAUCGACUUGUCAACGAUUAAACUAAACCCGUUGUCAACGCAAAUAAACAUCCAUUGUCUAAUGACCAAUUAAAGGCCUGCGUUUAUUGAACGCGAGCUGCAGUGAACAGUCCCUCUAUUUUUCAGUCCCCGCCCCCCACACUAUUAUCCCCGAAAGCCCCUCGGUACAUUUGAAAAUCAAGAUGUAGCCGUGACGGUACGACGCGGUAUAUCUAAACGAUCUCACGAAAAAAUAGGGGACUGUGAACAGUCUAAUUUCGACUUUUCGUGUUUCUUCUUCCCAGAAGCCUUCGUUAGCUUCUCCCACUGGCUCGUUUCCAUUCGAGUGUAUUGGAAACUUUUAUUCCGAACUGUUAUUCAGACACACAAAGAGAGAAUUAAGUAUGGUUCAGGGGCGGAUCCAGGAUAUUUUUUAGGAGGGGGUGCACUCGUCUCGUGCUCUACUUCAACACCAAUAAACCACAUAGUUUUUUCUUUUUGCAGAAUACCAGUUGUAUUAGAAAACCGCAGGUCAUCUCGGGAGGGGGGGUGCGCACCCCUGCACCCUCCCCCUAGAUCCGCCCCUGUGGUUUAUGUAGAAUCCAAAAGUUCUCGCAACAAAUAAGUAUUCCAUUGGAUGUAGCGGAAUUUUGACAAGGAGGCUCCAAUCCCCUUACAGAUGACAAAGACGCGUUUGCCUUAACAAAAGAAUGUGAAACUAAGCAAUUUGCUACCUGAACAUUACUACCCAUGCACAGCUCUUCUAUUAACCCCGAUAUGGAGCGUUGCGUGACGACUCUAAAAAAGGCUGUGUAGCAGACUACCCCGAUAGUUGCAUUCAUUCCUACUGAGAUGCCUUGCACUUUGUGUUGCUAUCUUAGGUUCUUGCAGUUUUGAUUCAAAGCAUCGCAGCUUUUCCCGUGAUGUUCCUGGCCAUAAUUUCCCUGAGUGACACGUGGAAAAUGAAAGACGAGGAAGGCUACGCUGUGGCCGUGUUUGUCGCGUACUUCAUAAUAUUCAUCGCCAUAGCUAUUAUGCCAACUGGUGGUGAACCACCAUGGUUCUUUGACAAGUUUGUGAGGUAUGAAAUUGAAAUCGUCUAUCCAGUCCUUUUUUAAAGAAAAGACAGUGUCAGUUUAUAACGUCGUAGGACAUUUGCUAUACCCGGGAAAGAAUUAAGACAAACAAACAAAAAUAGACUUUUUUCUCUAUCUGGUGCUUGGGCUUGAAUCUUGACUUUAUUCUCAGGGUCUUUUUUCGUUCUUUCCCGUGGAGCGAAAGAGUAAUUACCCUGCGAGCAAGCUUUCCAUUACAGGGACUCUGGAGAAGUCACGCGUAAGCGACACGCAGAAAAGGAUGCGAGAGCGUUCUUUAACCAGACGAUUGGAGAGUUCAUGUGCUCGCAGGCUAAAGAGGACGACGGAGAGCGACUCGGAGGACGAGGUUGAAAAAACUGUCGAUAACAAAACACAACCUUCAGAGAAACUUCUCUUCGUCCUUACUUUUGGUAAUAAGUUUGACCUCUCUAAACGUCUACUCGCCAAAGUUCCAUUUCAAUGCACUGGCUGUGUACAGUGGACCCUCUUUUAAAGGAAACCUCUCUUAGACGGAUACUUAGAGUUGGUCCCUGCCUUUCUUUCCUCCCUUCAUUUGACUCUCUAUAAGACAGACAUCUCUCUAAGACGGACACUUCCAGUUAGUGCCGGUCCCAAAGAUUUCCUUUUUAGCGAGAGAGUUGGCUACCUGUAUAUGUUUUCUACCACGGUCAAGCUCGUUGCGCUUUGAGUACGUUCCCUUCGUACGUGUAAAUCAGCCCUAACUAUGACUUUCCUUCAGUUUUUAACUGUUUCCGUCACCCAUGUUGUUUGCGUCGUAACAUCGCCUCUUCUUCAGUCCACUUAGGGGAAAAGCAAAAAAAUCCUUUUGCUAAUUGUUUGUUUGCAUAUUCGGGUUUCCAUUCCUCUUUGCCUCAAUUUAUACUUCGUCUUUAGCGAGGCUAGUGUCUAACCGAGAACUUGUAUUAAACCAUUUACGUGUUAAGUCAUUAAUACUUUUGUGUUGUUGGUAAUAGGUGGUGUCACGUUCACUUGUAUCACGUACGAUUUUUACGCGAGGUCUUCCAAGUUAACAACGUCGGACCCAAUCCACCUGCGCUUUUAUCUCUAAGUGAUGCCGGGCGCCUAGAGAAAUAUGGUCUGCUCUCCCUGCUGAAGAAAAGGCUGAAAAAGAUACUCAUCGUUGACGGAAGCUUUAUUUCGAGUGACGCAGACUACUCCAAAUACCUCUUAAAAUCUAUGGAUCAGGCGAGGGAACAGUUACAUUGUGAGUUCGUUGGUCUGGGCGGCCGGGAUGUCAUAGGACAGAUGAAUAAAGAAUAUGUAAAAGUCCCUCGAGGACGACAACCGAGGCAUUAUCGAUUUCUAGUUCGGUACUUCGACAAGAAACUUGAUGGUGGUUAUUUCGAGGUUGGUACCGGUGAGGUAAUGAUCAUUGCUCCUCGUCACCCUGACAACGGGGUCAAGCCUCCAGCAGACAUGGACACAACUUGGGCCCAGUACACCCAAGACACAGGAGAGGAACUGGAUACAACUUUGUGGGGUCCAGGACCAGUUCUAAAGGCGCAGGAUGUUGACCGCCUAACUUUCUGUUGUUGCGAAUCUUGUCAUUCAAGCUCGACAAUUAUUCGCUGGAUUUCAGAUAAGCUGUGUGUGGGCUUCCCACAUACCUUGACAGUCAACCAGUUUUUUACAUCGUCGCUUUUUACAGCAUAUCACCGUGAAGGAUAUCGUGCUUGCGUGGAGUCCGGCGCUGAGGAGUUCUUGACCGGGAGUGAGGCAAUAAAUCUUACAGGCUUUGUUUAACUUAUUUACUCCAAGCAUCAGCAUGAAUAUUCUCCACACGGUUCAACAUGGGUUUCCUUUGGUACUGAUAAGGAGAAUAUCGAUUAAGAUCAAGACCUAUAAUCAUUUCUUUUAUUCUUUUUCACCUUCAUGUUUGAUACAACAGAGAUAUCAUAAACAAAUAUUUGAAAAAUGAGAUGAUGCUCACUAUUAGGGUUUACAGGAAUAGAUAAUUAUUAGACAAGGAAUUUUGAACGUGAGUGGCAGAAUAUUUGUAUAAUAAUGAUGAUAAUAAUAAUAAUAAUAAUAAUAAUAAUAUAAUAGCCUGUGUUGAAAAUCUUCAAAAUUUUGUUUCAAAAUCGCCAAUUAGGUUCCGUCUUCUUUAUUACCGUAAUUUUUAAAUACCAAAAAGGGCCAUUGUUCUGUUUUUAUGGUGACGUUAUGGCACUACAGCGCGCUAAAAGUUAAAGUCAAGCUAGCGCAUGCUCCCUGUGCCCAAGUACUGCUAGAACCUAGUUUGUAUUGAAAUCAGGAGGGAGUUGUAGGAUCAUGCACGAUGUGACACCAACUACAACGACACUAAGCCAACGGUGCAACCUAAAUAGUAAGCAAUUUAGCAACAUGCUUUCAUUCAGAAAGAGCCCGCGAAAUAAGAAAACUAGGGUAUCGUUAUCAGAGAACGAUCACGCUUUCAGUUGCCAUAUCCGCGCCAGUAGAAGGGAUUGUUUGAUAAAAAAUUAGCAUGUUAGUACAUACGUAUGCAUCUCCAUCUCCGCCAAAAUUCAAACUUGUUGUUCCCAGAUCUAAACCUUCAAUUCAAGACGCUUAAAUUGGUUGAAUUGCCAAAAUGAUUGUUUUAAUUCAAAAAUUGCAAAUUUAAAUUGAAAGCAACAAUUUUUGAAUUGAAGGUUUGGAUCUAAGAACAACACGUUUGAAUUUUGGCGGGGAUGGAUAUCCAUACAUUACUACUGUAUAUUUGUUGUGUUCCAUUUGCACUCGUCACCAUUGUUUCCAGUAAUACAGUGUAAAAAAAUGGAAUGUCGACGGUGGAUACACUCGUUUUUUAGAAUGCUUUCCUUUUGUUGAAUAAAGGACUUGCGAAUUCUCUCAUUCAAAUACUUUCGUGAAUUUUUAAUAUUUUGAAGCGAGCGCACUUAAUUUCGUUUGCUCUGAAUCGCAAAGUGCUUCCCUUCGCCGCGCCGAAUCGCAUCAACCCAUUACGUUCUUUGUGAAAGGACCUCAGAAAAGUUUAGGUAGUUAUAUUUCGUUCCAGCUGGAAUUGAAAUCUCCUUUUUAGUGGCGCUCAGGCACACAACAACUCGAUGGAAACCGUAUCGCUCUACUCAAUCGCUAAGACGCGGAGUCAAAACAAAACCAUUGAGGCCUCACUAGCCAUAUUUGCAUGAGGACGACUUCAAAAAAAAAAAAAUGAGGACGACUUCCGUGUUGAGGUUUCCUGUUGUUUCUAGAAGGGAAGCCACAUUGUGUCCUUUUGUUUUAUUUUCCUCGGGGCUUUUCCGUUCACGUGGUAUACUUUUUGGUAUACAAAGGGAAAGGGAAAAAGCCCGUUUCACUUUCGCGUCCCACUAUCUGAGAGCCGCGAACAGGCUAACGUAGUUCAGACUUUUUGAUUCGCCUUGCCGGCGCAACCGUGCCCUGGAAAAUGAGAGUAGCGCCUGAUCUUAGCUCAGCGCGGGACGAGUUAUCGGUAAGAUACGAUUGUAGAAAUCCAUGUAAAUUAAGUUUAUCAGUGGUUUUUUCAGGCUUGGUUCCAGUGCAUGAUAGCAUUUGUAAUAAUUUUUAUACGUUUCCAAGCAUGUUAUGUCGCUUCUCAUCUGAAAGCUUCAAUAAGCUUCAAACUCUAGUGGUAAACUAUGCUUUCUUCAUUAUUUUCUUUUGCAUAUCAACGGCCAUUAGUCAUUGAACACGGAUUGAAUAACCGAUUGACUGCGGAUAGACUUCGUGAAGUUUUGACUGUAUACAUUUUAGGUUGAGCGUUGUGUCAAGCAUUACUGUUUUCAUUGUAUCUUUGCCUGCGAAGAUAGCCUUCUCUCCUAGCUCUUCAUCUGUGAAUAGAAUCACUUAAUUCUCGCGAACCGAGUUUACAAUUUUGUCGAUUUUGCUUUGGUGGUAAAUCUUUUUAUCGGUUUGGUAUCUGAAGUUGCCUAGCAACGGGAGAGUUGAAAAAACUGACCCCCACUCCGCGGACUACCAACUGACCCCACUCCGCGGACUACUCUACGGACUACUCCGCGGACUACUCUACGGACUAGUCCGCGGACUACCCUGCGGACUACUCUAACUAAUCAACCAAAUUUACUUUCACGGAGAAAAGAGUUAGAAGAAGCGUACCUGCCUACAAGAUCACACUUGAUAAACAGCCGCCAUCUUGAUUUUCGCCACUUUACUCGACCCAGCUCUCCUUUAGCUUCGCCCCAGUCUUCAUCGGCCACAAGUCAGAGCACGCCGUUCAGCAAUGGAUGACCGGUAAUUGUGUGUUGAAUAUUCAUCCCUUUUAAUUUGUUUCAAUUGUUUGCCUGAGAAAAUGCAAGGGGUGACAGGCCGCACAUCUAUACCGGCGUGAAACCUUGUGUAAACCUUUUAUAUUCUAAUUCGCUACCCCGCUCAAACGAAUAUAAAACAUUUAUCAUGUAACAAGCAACCUCAAUUGGGGUGUGUCAACACGAGCCGUGUGCGACCCUCUUUAUUAUGCCUUCAUCAACAGAAUGGAUGGAAAUAAUACAACAAACAGAAUGAAAACUCGGAAAUGUAAAAAAUUACAGCAAGAAGAACAACCCUACAAAAUGAUCUAAACUAUGCUCGUAUAACAAUGAUUCAGUAAACAUACAAAACGUGCUAAACCUUUCAUAUAGCAGCAUGCAAAAAACUACGUCUAAGAGAAACCCCUGGUCACUGGGUAUUUAAUUUUGAGGGCGUAGGGACGGUCGUAAGACGCGAAUGAAUAUAAAUGAGAACAACUCGAAUAUAUAUAGCCUACCGCUAAUGAAGCAACAGAACAGCAUACCAUGUAACACCCCAAAGAAAAGGUUACAUAACCCAUGAUAAAUACAUUUAUAUUUUAGCUCUAACGAGCAUGUCCUUUAGGGAUUUUCCUUUCUUGUAGGAAAUGAUAGGUGGUUCUUUAAAAAUUUGGCGAAGUAACGGUUGGGUUUGUAUAAGAUUCCAGUUUUUCAUUAAAACUUCUUUUAAAGUAGACACUGAGGGCUGGUACUGUGUCACGAAAGGCAAUAUUUCUUUUUCCUCUUUGUUGUUGUGUUUCAAGAGAGCAGACUCCCUCUCUGUGAACUUUAUAUCUGAUAGAAGGUUUUCUAUCAUAGUUUGUGGGUAGCCUCUGUCAAUCAAGCGUAUUUUGAAAUUUGAAAUAUUUUCCUCAAACGUAGUUUUUGAGGAGUUUGUUCGUAGGAUUCUCAAGGCUUCUCCUUUGACAAAUCCUUUUUUAACACUCGGCGGGUGACAAGAGGUGAAAUGUGUGUACUGGAAGGUUUCCGUUUUUUUAAAAUGUGUCUUUACAUCAAGGAUAGAUUUUUCCUUGAAUCUUGUGCCUUUGUAUACAAUCGUGUCUAAAAACACAGUCUCAGUGUCAGAUAUUUCGGCCGUGAAUUUGAUAGUUGGGUGAUUUAAGUUCGCUUGUUCGAUGAAGGCUUCGAAGGUUUUAAAAAUUUUAAAAAUUAAAAAUUAUCAAGUGUGAUCUUGUAGGCAGGUACGCUUCUUCUAACUCUUUUCUCCGUGAAAGUAAAUUUGGUUGAUUAGUUAGGGUAGUCCGCAGGGUAGUCCGCGGACUAGUCCGUAGAGUAGUCCGCGGAGUAGUCCGUAGAGUAGUCCGCGGAGUGGGGUCAGUGGGUAGUCCGCGGAGUGGGGGUCAGUUUUUUCAACUCUCCCGCCUAGCAACGAUGUCGCGACGAGGGUGUGUUCCUUUCGGCGAUUCCAAAAAAGGAUUUUUGGUCGAGAUUAUUUCGCGGUCGAAAGAAACGUGAAAUCCUACAAUGGAUUUGUAACCUUGGUAACUUUUCGCAAACGCGUGCAAUAUGCAUGAUAGCCUCUAAAGAAAAGACGUGUUUUCUACUGUUUGACAAAUUAUACGAUUAUUCCGUGCAGAAUUUUGUGGUCGGCAGUUCCAAUAGCGACGAUGCACAUAAACAGUUCAAGAAAGAAUCGCGUUAAAGUUGAAAAUUAUCUAAAGGUUGUCGGCUCAGUUUGAUCCAGUUUAGAAGCUCGGAUUUUUUAUGUAACACGAUCGAGUGCCUAUCGAGUCUACAAGCGAGUUUAUAGAAAGGUAGCAGUUCAUUUGUCCCUCUUACGUGUUUGUGUUUCAGCAAUCUUUAGCGACAAAUGGCUAGCACAUGGAUAUUUUACUGUACCAAGAACAAUCCUCCAGUGUUUUCUAUGGAGGCCCGUUCUGGUCAAAAUUAAUAUAAUAAAAUGGCAUCACAAGUGACUUUUUCGGCCAGUGCAGCACUUAUUAUGGACCCGUUGUGUAUUUUUGUCAUCACUACACAGGAUUUUUUUAGUGUGUUGUUAUUUUUUUUUUAGCUGCAUGAAUUAUUUUUUGUUAAGGCUGUUUACUUUUUUUAUGUUGUUGUAUGAAUAAACUUUUCAUGCGUACCACAAAUAAUUUUUUAGUGGUACCGCGAAUUAUUUUUAAUACAAGUAUUGAGAAUUAUUUUUUCAUCGUGCUGAUAAUUAUUUUUCGCUGUAUGGCGAAUUUAUUUUUGGGCCUACAAUGCUUUGCGGGCCUUGCAGUUGAAGUGGACUGGUUCGAGUCUUUGAUUUCCUUGGGCGACCAUUUUGAAAACUUUGAAGACUCUUUGAAGUGGAGGAGUGCUUUGAAAGAGAAUGCCAAGGCGAAACAUUGUCAGGGAAAUACACAAAAGAGGUUUUCAUCUUUCUUACAAAAUCUUUCAGGAGCCAGUAGUCUUUGCCGUUCGUGAUGAGGUUUUCUGGACCGAAGAUUUAAUAGAGGAGACUAGGAAGGGACUUCACGACUCGUACACAAUUCUAACCCUUAUUCAGGGUGUCCAGUUCCUAUUUUUUGAGCCUAUUCCUAUUUUCCCCUAUUUUUAAACUAAAACCUCAUAUUUUUCCUAUUUUUUAGCCGGUGAAGGCAAAAUUUGUAACAAAAUUGAAAAUGAAAUUAUAAUUGUAUGUGUUUUUGAGUGAAAUUUAUCAUAAAGCAAGUAGUAUGUUGACUUUGAUAUUCUAAUAUUAGUAAAAAUAACAGUUACGUUUGUUCUUUCCAUGACCUCUAUUGCCUGUUAGAGUUCUGUUAACAUUUUUGUUAACCUGCAUGUACAUGUAUUGUAUGUAGUGUUAUAGUUCUCCUCCUGACUAUUGAAUAAUAUUGUGUAUAGCUCACUGAAACUGCAUUUCAGUAUCUGUACAUGUUAUAUUUUAUUUUGAAAGUCUUGCUCACUUUUAUGUUCAUCUUUGAAACUGAAAACAGGAUCAAGUUGUGCUCUCACAACACAGGCCAAUCCAAUCAGCAUCUUGUUUUUAAAAACCAAUCAUGAUCACUAGCUGAUUCUGGAUGCUACAUGAAAAGAACAGACUAAAGUUUAGUGUACGGCGCUAGCUCUCUUGGUGAGCCCUUGUUAACAGCUAUACCUAAGCAACUGAUGAAGGAUCCCAUAUUUUGGUUGCAAAACCGGUCUUGCAGUCAUAGCUAAGCAUUGUUAUGUUCUUCUUAGAACUUAACCAUGACAAACUUACAAUCUGGUACCAAACACAUCAGUGUCAUUUUGCGUACACCGCACAAAGCCUGGUUUCGUACUUAAAAUUAUGCGGUGUUUUGACUCAAACAAGCAUAUUCUCAACCAGCUACCGAUUGCAGAUUAAUGGAAGGAAAGCUUUCCAUAGGACUUUUACGUUCUAGUUCGAUAUCGUUCAAUGACAACUCAGUCAUAAGAAAUUUCUAUACUAAGAAAUUUCACUCUUCAAAGCUUUUCAAAGAUUUGCCGCCAACUUGAGGGGAAUUUGCAUAUGAUCACCUUUGAUUAUAGAACCACGCUUGACCUGCAGUCAAGCAUAUCAUUCUGAUUAUAGCAUAACUGAGGCAAUAAACUAAACGUUACUGAUCAUUUUUACUCCUUCUUAGCCGCGAAAGUUGAUCUCAAUCCUGCGAACGUAGAAUCUGAGGACUUGAGGCAUUUAUUAUAACCCUGAUGGGGUGCAGGGAGGCUACCUUUGUCCACAAAAGUACUAUUGAUUUUCCCAUUUUUCUCCUAUUUUUUAACACAAAGUUUCCUAUUUUUCCUAUUUUCUCAACGCUGAGUCUCCUAUUUGCCUAUAUUUUUGAGCAACCAUGCCGCUGGACACCCUGCUUAUUGCACACGACAUGUCUCCAAUUGAACAGUUCUCUACCCAAUCUUACAGCUCGAGUCUUCGUCCCGUACCACACAUGCUGGCUUUCGGGAAGGAAGAUGCUGAGCAAGAACAAACCAGUGCAAAAGUUAAUUGGAAAAUACAUAUUCGACUGCUAUGAGAAAAGAAUAUCAUUAGUUCUUUAGGUUAACAUUGAUUAUAGUUCCACUAGUGUGCAAUUUGUGUUAUGUUUCUAAAUUAUUUGGAUAAAGUCAAUUUACAUAGGACUGUAUAAGACUCCAAAUAAACAAAGCAAUGUCAUUGUCAUUGUCAUUGCUGUGAAAGAGAAUGCCCUCUACCCUGAACUUCAGGAAAAAUCUCCCGAUUCAAAUCCUGACGGGGGGGCAUAAGAACUAGCAGAGCCAAAUGGAUUCGAGGUAUAUGACCUUCGCAGAGUGCUAGUGAGAGUAGACCUCACUAACUAACUAACAUGGGGAACUUGCUCGAGUGCCUUUACGGUGGCAGUAUAGUAAUUCCUGAUUUUUAACAUUAUGUUUUUAAUAUUCGGAGAUGAAUGAGUCGGUCCAACGUCAGAUACCUGAGAUGUAUAGCCAAUAAUGCCAUAACAUAAAUAUUAGAUAAAUCAAUCGAAUUUCCCAUUUAGUGAGGUCUACUCUAACUAGCACUCAGCAUAGGUCUUCUCCUUCGAGUCCAUCUGGCUCUGCUUCUGAUGCUCGCCCGUCUGGAUUAGAAUCGGGAGCUUCUUCCUGAACUUCAGGGUAGCGGACACUCUCAUUCUCUGCGUCUUCGUUCCGAAAACCAGCAUGUGUAGUGCGAGACGAAGAUUCGAGGGCAAGACCGGGUAAAGAACAGUUCAAUCGGGCAGACAUGUCAUGUUCUGAAUAAGGGUUAGAAUUGUGUACGAGUCGUGAAGUCCCUUCGUAGUCUCCUCUGUUAAAUCUUCGGUCCAGAAAACCUCAUCACUAACGACAGACUACUAGCUCCUGACAGAUUUUGUAAGAAAGAUGAAAACCUCUGUCGUUUCAGUUCUCUGACAAUGUUUCGCCUUGGCAUUCUCUUUGAAAACACUCCUCCACUUGCAAAGUUUUCAAAAUGGUCGCUCAAGUCAAAGACUCGAACCAGUCCACUUCAACUGCAAGGCCCGCAAAGCAUUGUAGAACCAAAAAUAAAUUCGCGAUACAGCGAAAAAUAAUUAUCAGCACGAUGAAAAAAUAAUUCUCAAUACUUGUAUUAAAAAUAAUUCGCGGUACCACUAAAAACUUAUUUGUGGUACGCAUGAAAAAUUUAUUCAUACAACAACAUCAAAAAAGUAAACAGCCUUAAUUAAAAAAUAAUUCAUGCAACUAAAAAAAAAUAAAAACACAUUAAAAAAAUCCUGUGUAGUGAUGACAAAAAUACUCAAGAGGUCCAUAAUAAAUGCUGCACUGGCCGAAAAAGUCAUUUGUGAUGCCAUUUUAUUAUAUUAAUUUUGACCAGAACGGGCCUCCAUAGUUUUCAGACGUUUUACGGCAAAUGGCAACAACUAGGAAACUAUACUGGGAAUACUUAUACUGGAAAUACCGCUGGAUCAUAUGACUAAUUUCGAAUCCACUGUGAAUGGAACAGCGUAGAUCACUAAUCCGUUAAUCUGGAUUCGGAUUCUUCGGAUUUCAAAUUCAAUUGGGUGUGUUCCUUUCGGUGAAUCCAAAAACGGAUUUUAGUUCUAAACGGAUUUCGCGUUCCUUUCGGCAAAUCCAAAUCCGGAUUUUUGAUCUGGUGAAUCCUUUUUGAAAAAGGAUUCAUUGGAUUUGAAAUCCGAAGAAUCCAAAUCCAGAUUAACGGAUUAGUGAUCUACGCUGUUCCAUUCACAGUGGAUCCGAAAUUAGUCAGAUGAUCCAGCGGUAUUUUCCAAUUGAAGUAUUCCCAUAGAGGCCGUAGAGUUUCUUCGUUGCUGUCAUUUGCCGCAAAACAUCUGAAAACAUUAGAAGAUUGUUCCUGGUACAUUAAAAUAUCCAUAUACUAACCAUUUGUCUCUAAAGAUUGCUUGAAAUCAGAAAUAAGAUAGUAACAAAUGAACUGCUAUCUAACUACAAACUCGCUUGUAGACGCGACAGGCAUUCGAUCGUGUUUUAAUACAUAAAAAAAUCCGAGAUAUGGAACUGGAUCAAACUGGCUGACAUUCUUUCUUUGUCUGUUUUAUAUGUUCCAUCGUCGCUAUUCGAACUGCCGACCACUAAAUUCUGCACGGUAUAAUCGCAUAAUUUGUCAAACAGUAGAAAACACGUCAUUUUUUGAGAGGCUGUCGUGCAUAUUGCACGCGUUGGCGAAAGGUUACCAAGGUUACAAAUCCAAUUUCGGAUUUCACGUUCCUUUCGACCGCGAAAUCUGGCAAAUCUAGGAUCAAAAAUCCGUUUUUGGAUUCGCCGAAAGGAACACACCCAUUUGAAUCCUUUAAAAAGGAUUCUCCAGAUCAAAAAUCCGUAUUUGGAUUUGCCGAAAGGAACGCGAAAUCCGUUUUAAGAUCUAAAAUCCGCUCCAAUUGACGUCAUUCAGUCUAGGUGCAUUUUGAGGUUUCCAGGCAACACUUACAACAAGGAGCCCUUUUAAUUUAUUCACAUUCUUUCGUGCAGAUUUAAUCCAAUCAGAAGCUAGUUGGAAGCUGUCCUCGACUUCUGAUUCGUUAAUGUCUCCAUGAAAGAAUUUGAGUUAUUAAAGGUCUCACUUGUGGGCUCCUUGCUGUAAGGAAGAAGAAAACGACAACAAGAAACCGUGGAGAAGAAAGGCGGAUAUGGUUAUUCAUUCUCUGUUGAAAAAAAAUGUUUACUGAUACUGAAUCGUAACCGAUUCUCCUCAUGUAAAUGUAGAAAGUUGCAAGCGGUACAACGCCGUCAGCAAGAGAAUUCGCCACAGUUUUGCGAGACACUUAAUAUCGCUUUGUUGGCCAUAUCAUCUUCAAAUGCGACGAAAUGAGUUAAAGUACUGUUUUUGCCGUCAAAACCAUGCUUAUUUUCCUCCACUACAUUUUUGAAUCCUUGAUAAAUACAGCUCUACGAGCUUCAAACAGCGUCUAUCGACAGAAUUUCAUGGGCAAAAACGUUAAAGAUAAUUAAUUCAAAAUAUACGUGCAACACUUGGUCUCGUAGCGCAGUGGCUAAGACGAUGACCUUACACGUUAAUUGUCCGGGUUUAGACUCCCGCCUGAGGAAACUUUUUAUUUUACUUUAUUUUUUGGUCGUUUUCGUAUUGUUUUCUUUUUUUGACACAUUUAACCUAUUGGCUGGUAUUACUUCCCUUUAUCACAGCUUCGCGAGGUGUUGCGAUAAACGUAUUUCUAGUUAAAUAUGAGUAUAAUGAUUUCUUUGUUGUCCAAUUCAGUUUCUACGCUCGUGAUAGAUCCGCAUUAAUUCCUUUGUUGACACUGGAACUAAAGGUGAUCUUACACGAGACGAUUCGCAAAUGGUUACAACAUUGUUCCAACUUUGCAGCGCUGUGUUGCGCUAAAAAUCGUCGUUGCGAAUCGUCUCGUGUAACAUCGCCUUAAAAGGGCUUUCCGAAAUUCACCUAGACAAUUUCGGUUGGUGUGAUGUUUUAGCGAUUUUGACCGAUCUAUGAUGUAGAUGUAGAUGUAAAGAUGUAGAGUAAGAAAGCGGUUCACAUAAAUCACACCUCCAAGGUAAACCCACACGUUCGCCCGCACUUCCAAGCCAACGGCUCUUGUUAGUCUCAUGAUCUUUGUUGUGCUUUAUUCUCAACUAAGAUCCAAGAGGGCCGUAUAAACAUGCCAGAAGAAAACUGCAACAUUGGUCUGGGAUUCUCUGGCGGAGGGAUUCGCUCGGCCGCAUUAAGUUCUGGGGUCUUGCGACGGCUACUUCAUCGCGGUGUGAACGUGGAUUACAUCAGCUGUGUCUCUGGCGGGAAUUAUACCGCGGCUGCCUAUUUGGACUGGAAAUACCGGCAUGACAAGCAAGAUGACCAUAACUGGCAUAAAGAGUUUUUUGAGCACUUGCGCAGUAGGGUCGGGUACGUCUGCAACUGGGAAAGACCACUACAAGGCAUUCUGGAUACUGUGCUACUCGUUUUACUGCUCAUCACAGUAAAUCUUAUCAUCCCUUGCGUGUCGUACAGCUCCGGAGCUUUCACUGCCGCGUUCGUCAUCGAUUACGUUUUUGGCUCGAUCAUGCGCAAAGGGUUUGUAUGUAACGCUAACGCGACAGAAAGACACUGCACUCUGGAAAUCUCCAUAAGUGACCCGAGAUUGAGACAACAGAGCUUGCUAUUCAUUUUAUUGCCCGUAACUUUCUUCGUCUGUCUCGCAAUCAAGCUGAGCGCUCCGUGGAGAUUACGCUCAAUCGCUCGCUUCCUCCAGAUCAUAACCGGUGUGACGUUUGCUUUCACGUUUGUACCAUGGUUGAUACAACAGUUUGCUCAUGUUCUCCCGUCCUGGCUCAAAGCCUCGGUCGUUGUUCUUAGCAUCUUCUUCUGGCUGGGUUUUCCGCCAUUACGGAAGAAAGCAUCGCUGGCUCUCGUGUUUUACUUUUACGCUUUUGUUAUCAAGUGGAGAGUUUACCAGACAAGCACCAUUGGUAUCCAAUAUAAUCCACAUCUUUUUUACACUUUGCUUUUGGUUUCAAGUUUUUUCAUCUGGAUGGGUCCUUAUCUUGGAAUGUUCAGCGUUACAUCCAUUUAUACCUACUACAAGUAAGUUGGAUCACUGAAUUUCCUUCUCAUUGCAUUUCCCUUCAGAACGAACCAUGAGACAAUUUAGGGACAGACCAUUAGAAAAGUUGUGGGGGGGAGGGGAAUUUUCGAGCCGCAGGAAUUUUUUUUCGUCAUCAAAUUCCUUGUAUGAAUUUUUUUUUAGACAAUUUAGUAUGACUGUUUCCCUGCUCGUGUUGCCAGAUAGUUAAUCGCUCUACAAGUUUCAGAUUUCAAAGUUCAGUCCUCAAUCCGCAGAAAACAAAGGGAAAUAGACAGAGUAAUCGUAUCCUGAAAGAGAGAAGUUAGUAUCUUUUUUUCUGUGAAAAUCGAGGAGUAAAAGGGUGAACCAUAAGCCAUGAGUUUGAAGCGAGAAUCUCCCAUCUGUCACACUCCGAGUAUUGAGACUCGAACCAGAUCUUUCGGUCAUCUCAGUUUUCUACUCCUCUUUGUGUCAUAGGGAGGCUGGGGAGAGGGAAAAAAGAAAGCACGCGAGAGACGAUGGGAAUGGGAUCGGAAAGAGAGGAAAAGUGAGGCCGAAGAAUAUCCCCUUUAGCAUUAAACAGCAAAUAACAGGUUUGCCUUCUUUUCAGAUGGAGACUUCAGAAAGCGUUCUUUACCCAGCACAGUGUUGGAUCGAUGGGUUGCGGGGGAAUAAGUAUCCGCGACUUCUUUCCAGUUCUACCUUGCUGUACUCAUCAGCAUGAUGCAUCCAAGGACCCCUUGCUGAUGGCCGACCUUGAGCCGCUCACCCCAAAGUACAUCAGCAACGUAGCAGUCGAUUACUGGCGCAAAGAAUCGUCUUUGAAAGCACCCUCAUACGCCGUGAUGUCUCUAUCGCCAGAAGCAAACGAACGUAUCGACCAUCAGCCUGGAGAAGUUUGCGACGAGAUAAAGCUGUCGCCUGGCUGCGUGCAUCAAACUGAUGCCAUGGUAACGUCAGCUGCUGUGAUGGCCCUCAGUCCUGAACAGGCGGAGCCGUUUAGAGAUUUGCAGAUCAUGCUGGGGCUUACUAUCAGGAAAGGAUUCAGAAGUAAUCCUAACGAAACAAUGGGCUGUUCCCCGUGGCUAGCUAAGGUAUGACGAACUCUAAAGAACAAAAUAUUUAGCCUUAUCAGUAGGCUCGAACAGCGGCUGGUAAUCGAGCACCCAGUUUCUUUCUUUUCUUUCCUGUUUAUUACGUGUUUCUUCUUCCCAGAAGCCUUCGUUCGCUUCUCCCACUGGCUCGUUUCCAUUCGAGUAAUUGGAAACUUUUAUUCCGAACUGUUAUUCAGACACACAACGAGAGAAUUAAGUAUGGUUUAUGUAGAAUCCAAAAGUUCUCGCCACAAAUAAAUAUUCCAUUGGAUGUGGCGGAAUUUUGAGAAAGAGGCUCCAAUCCCCUUACAGACGACAAAAACGCGUUUGCCUUAACAAAAGAAUGCGAAACUAAGCAAUUUGCUACCUGAACAUUACUACCCAUGCACAGCUCUUCUAUUAACCCCGAUAUGGAGCGUUGCGUGACGACUCUAAAAAACGGCUGUGUAGCCCCGGGGGGGGUACUCCCAUACAUUACAUAUACGGGUAUGUGCCGCCCAAAGGGGUCGUGAUUUUGAAGCUCCUGAUUUAGAACGGGGUAUCCAUUUCAGAGGCGUUUUCUAGAACGGGGUAUAAUAUUUCGAACGCACGAAAGCUCCAUUUUUGUUGGCAGCCAUUUGAAAGUAUUCAAGGACAGAUUGCUUUUAAAAAUACGGUUCAAUGCGUUAACAAGCAAACCGUUGUACUCUUGUUGCACCCUAGAACGGAGUAUAAAAAAUUGGCCCAUUUCUAGAACGGGGUAUCAGUUUUGGGGCGAAUUCUAGAACGGGGUAUAAAAAAUUGGCCCAUUUCUAGAACGGGGUAUCAUUUUUACGGGAAAUUUUUUCCAGAACGGGGUGCCAUUUUGGAGUCCCGGGCGGCACAUACCCACCCAAAAAAUACCCAAGUGCCCCCCCCGGGUGUGUAGCAGACUACCCCGAUAGUUGCAUUCAUUCCUACUGAGAUGCCUUGCACGUUAUGUUGCUAUCGCAGGUUCUUGCAGUUUUCCUUCAAGGCAUCGCAGCUUUUCCCGUGAUGUUCCUGGCCAUAAUUUCCCUGAGUGACGCGUGGGGAAUGAAAGACGAGGAAGGCUACGCUGUGGCCGUGUUUGUCACGUACUCCAUAAUAUUCAUCGCCAUAGCUAUUAUGCCAACUGGUGGUGAACAACCAUGGUUCUUUGACAAGUUUGUGAGGUAUGAAAUUGACAUCGUCUAUCCAGUCCUUUUUAAAGAAAAGACAGUAUCAGUUUAUAAGGUCUUAGGUCCUUUGCUAUACCCGGCAAAGGAUUAAGACAUGAACAAACAAAAAUAGGAUUUUUUUUCUGUGUCUUGUGCUUGAGCUUGAGUCUUGACUUUAUUCCCAAUGCACUGGCUGUGUUGACUCUCUCUUAACGGAAACCUCUAUUAGAGGGACACCUCGGUAAAACGGACACCCAAAGUUGGUCCCUGCCUUUCUUUACUCGCUCAUCUCCGGUGUAAUAUAAUAUAUUACUCACAGCUGACGUAAAACAAAGAAAUCAAAACAUCCUUAACAAUGAACCUAACCCUGACAAUAGUCCAUAAACCAAAGAAAACGAAUAAAUUAGCCCACUAGUAGCGCAAAGCGCCGGCUUUUUGGCGGCAAAAAAAGAUUAAAGACUAGCUUUAACUAGCUAAAGUUGUUUUGUCGCGAUAUUUUCUGAUUAACUAGUUGGAUUUUACUAAAACAAUUAUUCCUCUCGCCCUCAUGGCCUGAGUCAAUAGCCCAUUCGGCCUUCGGCCUCAUAGGCUAUUGACUCAGAGCCCAUUCGGGCUCGAGGAAUAAUUGUUAAUUUCACCGGGAUGACCCCUUUACUCCCUUUAUUUGACCCUCUGUAAGACGGACAUCUCUUUGCCUGCGUGCAGACGUCUCCUAUUUCCUUUGCAACAAAGGAGAUAGGAUACGUCUGCACGCAGGCAAGACAUCUCUCUAAAGACGGACACUUACUGCCGGUUCCAAAGGUCUCCAUUUUAAAACAGAGAGUUGGCUGUAUAUGUUUGCUACCACUGUCAAGUUCGUUGCGCUUUGAGUACGUUCCCUUCGUACGUGUAAACCAGCCCUAACUAUGACUUUCCGUCACCUAUGUUUUUGCGUCAUAACAUCGCUUUUUCUUCAAUCCACUUUGGGGAAAAGAAAAUACUUUUGCUAAUUGUUUCUUUGCAUGUUCGGGUUUCCAUUCCUCUUUACUUCAAAUUAUACUUCGCCUGUAGCGGGGCUAGCCUCUUUAUGGAGAACUCGUAUUAAACCAUAUACGUGUUUUUGUGUUGUUGGUAAUAGGUGGUGUCACGUUCACUUGUAUCACGUGCGAUUUUUACGCGAGGUCUUCCAGGUUAACAACGUCGGACCCAAUCCACCUGCUGUUUUAUCUCUAAGUGAUGCCGGGCGCCUAGAGAACUAUGGUCUGCUUUCGCUGCUGAAGAAAAGGCUGAAAAAGAUACUCAUCGUUGACGGAACCUUUAUUUCAAGUGACGCAGACUACUCCAAAUGGCUCUUAAAAUCCAUGGAUCAGGCCAGGGAACAGUUACAUUGUGAGUUCGUUGGUCUGGGCGGCCGGGAUGUCAUAGGACAGAUGAAUAAAGAAUAUGUAAAAGUCCCUCGAGGACGACAGCCGAGGCAUUAUCGAUUUCUAGUUCGGUACUUCGACAAGGAACUUGAUGGUGGUUACUUGGAGGUUGGUACCGGUGAGGUAAUGAUCAUUGCUCCUCGUCACCCUGACAACGGGGUCACGCCUCCAGCAGACACAAGUUGGGCCCAGUACACAGGAGAGGAACUGGAUACAACAUUGUGGGGUCCAGGACCAGUUCUAAAUGCGGAGGAUGUUGACCGCCUAACUUUCUGUUGUUGCGAAUCUUGUCAUUCAAGCUCGAAAAUUCUUCGCUGGAUUUCAGAUAAGCUGUGUGUGGGCUUCCCCCAUACCUCGACAGUCAACCAGUUUUUUACAUCGUCGCUUUUUACAGCAUAUCACCGUGAAGGAUAUCGCGCUUGCGUGGAGUCCGGCGCUGAGGAGUUCUUUACAGUUGACAAUUUUCGGAAAAUAUCUGUUCGGAAGACGAUUUGAGAUCUAGAAUUUUCGGAACAUUUUUCCCAAAAUUUCUUGCUUGUCUUCCUCUCCUAGGAUUUUCGAACAUCUAAAAAAUGGUAUAAUUGCCCAUUUUUAACCGAUUUUUACCCUAAAAGGGUCACCUACAAUUUUCGGGAGCCUUUUUUCUGGCUGAAAUUUUCGAAAAGGUAAGUUUUGAUCCCUAUAAUUUUCGAAUCACUAGACUUUCAGCUGGGAAAUCCGAACAGAUGAAAAAUGUUAGGGGAUAAAAAUAUGCCUAUAUCUACCGUUUUAAUACUAAAAUACGUUUAACAAUGCUAUGUCUAAGUGGUUUUGAACUAUAUUCUCGUUGGGUGCCCCUGAU
Molecule: messenger RNA, 26235 nt
Organism: Porites lobata
Lineage: Eukaryota; Metazoa; Cnidaria; Anthozoa; Scleractinia; Poritidae
Source: the annotation of a GenBank genome assembly